AAAGGUGUUUAUUUACAAGUGAUUCCGGAACAAAAAAACAACAGUACUGCCAUCAACGUCUACCUUAUGGGACAGCUUAAAAACAAUGCUGCCCCAUCCACAGCCCAAAAAUACCCUCCUAUGACUGAAAGAGAGGCUCCUUUUGUAGGGCUAGCCCCUCCCCUCAGAACAAUUAACCCUAAUUAAUUAAUCAAUUAACAAUACAAACCUACAUUUUCCAUGAACUAAACAUACUAAAGGAUAUACAUUGCAACACGGUUUUAAACAAUAUCACAACAUAACAUUUACAACAUUACAUCACUACUGACAAUAUCUUUCAAUAUGCCCAUAUGCAUUAAUGAGCCAUUUGGGACAGGCACUAUAAAGCCAACCCAAUUCCCUUAGCUUGGGUCCUUUUCUAGCAUACCCGGAAGCUACAGAGAUGGAGAGUAAGGAACAGAACAAACAAACAAUGCGCUCAUCCACAACAUUGAUAAGGAGGAGUGAUGAAUAUGUGUGUGCGUUAAAGAACCAAAUGCUGCCCGCGGCCAGUGACGGACUUCUACGUCACAUACUUCAUAAAAGUUCUGUGCAAGCUGUAGCCCCCCCACACCCCAUGGCUGUGGAGGAGCUGGGCAUCACCUUGUCCAUGGUGGGCCUGGCAGGCACCAUCCUGAUCUGCGCCCUGCCCAUGUGGAAGGUCACAGCGUUUAUCGGCACCCACCUGGUGGUCAUGCAGGUGUUCUGGGAGGGCCUGUGGAUGACCUGUGUGUCUGAAACCACGGGACAGAUGCAGUGUAAGAUCUACGACGCUCUUCUAGACCUGUCCCCUGACCUCCAGGCGGCCCGGGGCCUCAUUUUCAUCAGCAUGGUACUGGGCUGCCUGGCGUUCCUCGUCUUCCUCCUGGGGGCUAGGUGUACCAACUGCCUGAGCCGUCCCAGGGUCAAAGCCUGCAUGGUGCAGGCCGCAGGGAUCACCUUCACCCUGGCUGGGUUAAGCAUCAUAGUGGCUGUGUCGUGGACAGCCCAGUCUAUCAUUAGGGACUUCUAUAACCCGCGGGUCCCUGAGGUGCUGAAGAAGGAGAUGGGGGCGGCCAUCUAUGUGGGCUGGGUGACCUCUGGGUUCCUGUUCUGUGGAGGAGGGUUGCUGUGUACCAGAUGUCCUCCAGGGGGGAGAGAGGGCAGGCAUGGUUCCAGCAAUAGGUACACCCUGGCUAGGAUGCCCACUCACACUCACAGCAGCUACGCCAUAAAGAACUAUGUGUGAGAGGAGAGUGCUUUAUUUGCCUGUUAACUUCAGGUAAAUCAUGCAGGUGUUGGCACUCUGAAGAGCCAUGUCACAGCAUGUUUUUCCCUCUUUUGAACAUUGCAUGUGCAUGUCUGGUCGUUCAGUGUAUUGUCUGACUUUGAUGCAUUUAAAAUUGCCCUGGAACUAUUUGAUACAGUAGCUUUGGUGGAAGUUAUUAAAAAUAAGAUAAUAUUAGUUCAUUAUUGUUAUAAAAUAAGUCUGGCUUAGGUAAUUGUAGAUAUUCAAAUGUUCACUAUCCCCAUGAAAAAGGUCUGUUGAGGAAAUAUCUGUUAUUGAAAUAUAAUCACUGAAAAUCAACAGGUUACUGUUAUUGACAGUACAAGUACGUCCACUGAUUGAACCUGAUUGUUUUUACAUCCCUGUGUUGUAAUUCACAUCAUUUCAUUUUUUACAUCCUAUUAAACUGUGGUUAUUUCUUGUAAUGUGUUUUAGGAACAAUGUUUUUCACAUUUGACUUUGUGACUAGAAUCUGCUUUAAAAGAAAAUAAAUGCAGCAUUUUAGAGGGCAGCAAAUCAUGUUCUUUGAAUGAUUUGCGAUAUGAACCGAAUAUAAAUAAACAUUUUGAUCCUAAAUUA
Messenger RNA from Oncorhynchus keta (chum salmon), 1864 nucleotides. RefSeq names its product claudin j (gene cldnj). The coding region runs from base 422 to 1246 and encodes 274 amino acids. The transcript is spliced from 3 exons. Gene Ontology annotation, cellular component: plasma membrane; bicellular tight junction. Gene Ontology annotation, molecular function: structural molecule activity. Lineage: Eukaryota; Metazoa; Chordata; Actinopteri; Salmoniformes; Salmonidae. The record is from RefSeq and is a predicted model, not a curated record. Gene Ontology annotation, biological process: bicellular tight junction assembly; cell adhesion.